Molecule: messenger RNA, 2766 nt
Organism: Aspergillus sclerotioniger CBS 115572
Lineage: Eukaryota; Fungi; Ascomycota; Eurotiomycetes; Eurotiales; Aspergillaceae
Gene: pabA
Product: aminodeoxychorismate synthase pabA
Exons: 1
Coding region: 138-2630 (830 amino acids)
Biological process (GO): L-tryptophan biosynthetic process
Source: RefSeq, a predicted model, not a curated record
UCCUCGUGGCGAUUAGCAGGCUUACUACUUACUAGUAUCUAUUAGUAUUCUUGUGGAAUGUGGACAUGAUUCGGGACAUGGCGGCAAUUCCUCCCCUCCCCUGGCUUUCUUCCUCCUCUCCUCUUUUCUAAUAAUACAUGGCGCCGUUACUGGGCAAUGACGAGCUACUACCGCCGGGGCCUCAGGCCCACGGACGGGCGGGGCCGAAGAAUGUCCUCUAUGUCGAUGCUUACGACUCCUUCUCCUACAAUGUUGUCGCCAUGCUCGAGGAGGUCCUCGAUGUCAAGGUAACCGUCCUGAAGAUUGACUCCACAUGGCCCAACGGGAACCUCGCGGCCUUUCUCCAAUGUUUCGAGGCUGUCGUCCUGGGGCCAGGACCCGGGGAUCCGCGGAUCCCCGCAGAUGUUGGCAUCAUGGAGGACAUCUGGAAUCUGGACUCGACGGACAUGCUGCCCGUCUUCGGAAUCUGCCUGGGUUUUCAGAGCCUAUGUCUUCGCCACGGAGCUCCCAUUCGUCGGCUCCCACAUCCGUUUCACGGUCAAGUUCGUCGAGUGCAAACCUCCCAGACCGACAUUUUCGACCGCAUACAAGAUCUAGAGAUCACACUGUACCACUCGUUAUAUGCUCAGCUAGAAUCAAUCCACGAUGACCAUGGUAACAUUAGACUCGUCGGUCCUGCAGCGCAAGAACUUAGUCUUCUUGCAUGGCUAUCUACUGAACAGCACAGCUCCGGCGACUCGAUCCGACUUCCAAUGGCCGUGCGCCAUCAGAGCAGACCCUUUUGGGGGGUCCAAUUCCAUCCGGAAUCUUGCAAGUCCGACCGGGAAGCAUGCAGUGAGAUUCUGAGGAAAUGGUGGGAAAUGGCCCUCCGAUACAAUAAAGCCAAUAGACGAUGCAUUUCUCCAAUGCUCACUAACAGCCUCACCCAAGCUCCAAGCGACAUGACUUCUUUGCCCGACAUCGCCCACACCCUGUUAAACUGGUCCAUAUCUAGUUCAAACAAAUCUUCCUUCCGACAUUUCCACACCAAGAUGCCGGAUGCUACAGCGUUAUGCGAGACCCUCAAUAGCCCCGGUUCGCCUGUUGUCCUAUUCAAAUCCAAUGGACGGCAUAGCAUCAUAUCUGUGCCAAGCCCUACCAGUUGGAGGUUGGAAUACUUUGCACAGAAUGAAAGGCUUGUUACGGAAAAGCUCGGCUACCCCCAUGCACAGACGGUGGCCGAGACGCGCUUGUCCGUGAACCGGUUCUGGGAUGUCCUCCGAUAUCUGAUGGAUAUGAGGAAAGUCGACUCUGGCAGUGGGGACGUCCCCUUUUGGGCAGGUUUUCUCGGAUACUUCUCCUACGAGAUGGGUCUUGCUUGUCUCGCUCGUCCAAAGAAUGACGCCCACAACUUUUCGGGGGGUUGUUCGUCCGGUGACGGCACCUCUUCAGAAGAUCCAGCGGAUGCCAGUUUACUCUGGACCGAACGAAGCGUUAUCCUUGACCAUGAGACAGGCCAUGUCACUAUACAAUCCACAUUGGAGGCCGACAACUUGCAUAACGGGUGGCUUGAUGAAACGUUGCAGCUUCUACAAGACUCAUCAUCUCACGCUAUGCCGAAGGCCGACAAUCUCACAUCUGAUGCUAAGCUACUAGAUUCCGUACUCAGUCAAAGUGUGGUACAAUUCCCGGACGAGGCAAGCUAUAACAAACAGUUUGCGGCUUGUACCGCUGAAAUGCACGCGGGCGAAUCGUACGAACUAUGUCUGACCUGCGAAACAACAAUAACGUUGCCCUCGCCAGAGAAUGAAUCUGAUGGCAUUCGCCUUCCUUGGAUACUGUACAAACGCCUCCAAAAGUACAAUCCUGCCGCAUUCAGUGCUUUUGCAAAACUCGGAAAUGUCAAGAUCGUUAGCAGCAGCCCCGAAUGUUUUCUUAACUGGGACCGUCAAUCUACACUGGAGAUGAAACCAAUGAAAGGCACGGUGAGGAAAUCCGACGGCAUGACACUCGCGAAAGCCAGAGAAAUCCUCGGCUCCAGCAAGGAAGUCGCAGAAAACCUCAUGAUUGCUGACCUCAUCCGGCAUGAUCUUUAUGGGAUCUGUGGUUCUCGUAGUGUUCACGUUGAAAAGCUCCUCGAGGUCGAGGACAGUGGACGUGUUUAUUCGAUGAUCACACAUAUCAAAGGCGAAGUUCACUCGGCCCAACCGGGGUUUGCUGCGCGAGACAUGCCACAACUGCGCUCGGCUGACAUGUCAGCAUACGGACUGACGGCGUUACAGCGAUGCCUGCCACCUGGUUCCAUGACCGGUGCCCCGAAGGAACGCUCCUGCAUGCAUCUCUCGUCUAUCGAGAGCCGCAAACGCGGAGUCUACUCCGGCGUCAUGGGCUUCCUGGACCUCGGCGGAGGUGGCAGCUUUUCAGUCCUAAUCCGCUCUGCGUUCUGCUCUUCCCCGGACCACGGCGACAGACAGACAUGGCGAAUUGGGGCCGGGGGAGCUGUGACGGUUUUAAGCACCGCACAAGGUGAAUGGGAGGAGAUGUUGACGAAACUGAACACAGUUUAUGGGAUUUUCAAGCCCCUCGGCAUCAGUGGCUCUGCUGAUUCAUGCCACGUGAACUGUCAAGUCAAAUCAAGUCAUAUCUAUUAGCUUAUUGGAGCCCGCUAAGUGUCUUGCUAGCUAUGUAGGCGCUUCCAGUGGAAGCAAGAAUAAAAGCCAGAACGCCUGUCGAAUCCCAUGAAACCCGAAUCAUGCAGUGAAGCAACGAGAAGGCUACGCGCAUAGG